GGGCGGUGCCGCCCGGCCUGGCGGGCGAUGUGGCGGCGGCGGGCGCGGGCCGGGGGCCGCGGGGGCCCGGCGGCUCUCCCGCCGCUCCUGCUGCUUUUCCUGCUGCUCCGAGUGCCCGCGGUGCGGCCCGGCCGCCUCUACUCGGCCUCUGACCCCCUGGAGCUGCUGGGGCCGGGGGCGGAGGGGCGGCUGCUGGGCUCCAGCAGCGCCUGGGCCGUCGAGUUCUUCGCCUCCUGGUGCGGGCACUGCAUCCACUUCGCGCCCACAUGGCGGGCCCUGGCCCACGACAUCCGCGAGUGGAGGCCUGCAGUGAUCCUGGCAGCCAUCGACUGUGCUGACGAGGAAAACCAGCAAGUGUGCUCCGAUUUCGGGAUAACCGGCUUCCCCACCAUGAAGUUCUUCAGAGCUUUUAGCAAGAAGCCAGAGGAUGGGAUAAGGAUUACCAAUCCCAGUGCCACUGUCGAGGAGCUGCGCCAUGCCAUCAUCACCAACCUUGAGAAGAGCCAGGAUGCCUGGCCGCCUGCCUGUCCUCCGCUGGAGCCAGCAAGCGCCGAGGAGGUUCGCACCUUCUUCCAGAGGAACAAGGACCAGUACUUGGCACUCAUCUUUGAGAAGAGCAACUCCUUUGUGGGCAGAGAGGUGACCCUGGACAUGCUGCAGUAUGAGAACAUCGCAGUGAGGAGGGUGCUGAGCAGCGAGGAGGAGCUCGUGGAGAAGUUCGGCGUCACCUCCUUCCCCUCUGGAUACCUGCUCCUCCGCAAUGGCUCCUUCUCCCGCCUGCCUGUGCACGUGGAGGCGCGCUCCUUCUACACCUACUACCUGCGCACGCUCAUGGGCAUCACCCGCGGCUCCUACAAGCUGAACGCCACGGCCAGCACCUUCAACGAGACCGACGGCGUGUCACAUCCUCUGCGAGCCGACCGCUCCAAGCUGUACAUGGCCGACCUGGAGUCCACGCUGCACUACUCGCUGCGGGUGGAGGCUGUCCGUGCCUCCUCGCUGUCGGGAGCACAGCUGGCUGCCUUCAAGUGCUACGUGGCCACGCUGGUGAAGUACUUCCCAGGGCGCCCCUGCGUGCAGACCUACCUGCAGACCCUGGAUGCCUGGCUGAGGAACUGGACAGAGCCCGAGCUGCCCCGCACAGUUUUGAAGGAGGCCAUGAAGAAUAACAGAGAUGCCUCCCACCCCUCCGUGCUCCCCACCAACGUGACCUGGGUGGGCUGCCAGGGCAGUGAACGCCACUUCCGUGGUUACCCCUGUGGGCUCUGGACCAUCUUCCAUCUGCUGACUGUCCAGGCUGCCCAGAAUGGCCCUGACAAAGAGUUACCCCUGGAGGUGCUGAGCACCAUGCGCUGCUACGUCCGGCACUUCUUCGGCUGCCAGGAGUGCGCUGAGCACUUUGAGGCCAUGGCAGCCAAGUCCAUGGACAAGGUGGCAAGCAGGGAGGAGGCCAUCCUCUGGCUCUGGUCCCACCACAACGAGGUCAACGCUCGCCUGGCAGGAGGUGACACGGAGGACCCCAAGUUCCCCAAGCUGCAGUGGCCUCCGCCAGACUUGUGUCCCCAGUGCCACAAGGAGGAGCGGGGGGUCCAUGCCUGGGAGGAGCCGGCCGUGGUCACGUUCCUCAAGGCACACUUCUCCCCGGCCAACAUCUACAUGGACUUCGCCGAGCCCGACCCCAUCCCCGCGGCCAGGGAAGGGCUGGGAGCCAGGCUGGGCACGGAGGGCCCGCGAGAGGAGAGGGGGAGAGGAGAAGAGGAGGAAAAGGAGCCAGAGGGAGAGGCGAGAAUCCCGGGGCGCCCGGGCUCCCCAGAGCCGCGGCGCCCCAGCAUCGUGCGGCUGAACCCCAAAUUGCGGGAGGGGGGCGAGGACAUCGUGGACCUGGAUUCCUUCAGCGAGCAGCACUUCAAGAGCCAGGCGCUGCGAGCGGCCGCGGGCCGGCGUCGGCGCAUCAGCAAGCGGGACACCAUGGCCCUGCCCCGCGAUGGCCCGGCGGGCAGGGAGCGCCGGCGGGCCCCCGGCGUCCUGCUCCGGGAGGAGGAGGAUGUUGGGGAGGGCCUGCGGAGGAGCCCGUGGCUGCGGGUGCUUGGAUUGGGCUUCUCCCGCCUGGACAUCAGCCUCUGCGUGGCUCUCUACUUCCUCUCCUCCAUGUGCCUCCUGGGCAUGUACACCUUCUUCCGCCUCCGCACCCGCGCUCGGAAAGGCCGCCCCGGCUUCCCCAUGGCCUGAGAAGGGUUGGGGGGCCUGGGAGUUUUUCCCGGGGCUGGGUGGGCUGCUAAGGCAGGACACCCCUGGGACAGCGUUUUGUCCCACAGCGGGCAGGGAUCUGGCACAUCCCCCCCCUCCCCCCGCCAGGGUAGGGGGGUUGAGGGCUGUUUUUGGGAGGAAGGAGGUGUCAGAGCAUCCCCCUCUCGAGUCAUAGUGCCAUGUUUCUGGGUGUGUGGGAGCCGGGACAUGAACGGUGGUUUGUGUUUUGGCACCCAGCUGCCCUCGGAAGCUCCCUGGCUCGGGGCUGGUUUCAAACUGGGAAGCCCAGUCCUGGGCUGGAGGGCAGCCCAUUGGGAUCCAACCACUAGUGGGGCCAGGAGUGUGGAGGUUUAGCCCCCCCCCCCUAAACAGCAGCCAGUGCUGGGUGGGGGCAGCACUCAUGAGUUCAGAUGCAUUUUCUGUUCUCUCUCUUUGAGAUGUGGCCCAGGGCCUCCCCACCUGUCUUUGUCCCUUCUCCAUGCUCUUGUUCGUUCUCUGCUUGUCUUAGUGGAAUAAAUUAUUUUUGCCGAUGCCUGCCCUGCUGUUUUGGCUGGUCCCUGCCACGUGGGCAUGCUGGACUACCACACCCCAUUCCUGAUGUCCCUGUUCCUGCCUCCACCCCACCCUGAGAAGAGCACUUAGUUUAAAAAUCCUUUCAAUAUUUUUUUUAUCACUAUUGUAUGUUUUCUCCUGCCUUUUGCUUGGGGAUGAUGUACCUUUGGGCAGCUGCCCCCCUGUACAGCUGGUACAUCCCCAGGCCUGGGAUGGCUCCUGGUUUCUCCUCAAGCAGGGGGAGGCAGAGGAAGUAUUUGGGGGCCAGGAAGCUGCUGGAAAAAAAAGUUGGCACGAGCUGUGGAGCUUCAGUUCAGUGCUGACCAUGCCCGUGGUCCGGAGCAGGGAGACACACGGCAGCAUCCCUCGGGACCAGGACUUCCGUGGGUGUGGGCCCCCUGUGCCUGUCCCCGAUUCUCGCUGCCCUUUUAUCCUUGUUAGGAAUCAUUAAGGAAAAUGGUUGUUUUCCAGAGCCAGGCCCGGGGCCAUCUGCUCUCCCAGCGCUGUCUAAAUCCCCCUGUAACAAAUUCAUUGGGAUUACGCUGUCCUCCCCUAAUCCUGGCCCAUCCCCCCGCGUGGGGGAUUUAAAAGGAUUAGAGCCCGGCCGAUAAUAAACUUUAUUAAGGGGGAGGGGGGGUGUCAAUCCGAUUUGGAGCCUUUUUCUUGAUAUCUUCACUUUGCCCAGGUGGGAGGCAAGGGCUGGGCGGGGAGGAGGGUGCUCAGCUCUGCUGCUGCUCUGGCUCCUCCAGCCCUUCCUCCCUUACCUGCCCGUGAAAUAAAUUGUCUCUCUC
Messenger RNA from Pseudopodoces humilis (Tibetan ground-tit), 3590 nucleotides. It is a transcript of the gene QSOX1, whose product is annotated as quiescin sulfhydryl oxidase 1. Gene Ontology annotation, biological process: protein folding. Lineage: Eukaryota; Metazoa; Chordata; Aves; Passeriformes; Paridae. Gene Ontology annotation, molecular function: protein disulfide isomerase activity; flavin-dependent sulfhydryl oxidase activity. The record is from RefSeq and is a predicted model, not a curated record. Gene Ontology annotation, cellular component: Golgi membrane.